AUGGAGCUUCUAUCAUCGGAAGCAGUCCUACUGUGCUCCCUUUUCGUUUGGUUAUCUAUGGCUGCGGGUUCCGGCGAGUUCGGAGCCGCGGGGAUGGGAUUGGACGUCCCGGCGGAUUCCGUACUAGGUUGGACACACCUCUUCCUUGCGCAUCUCUUGCGUGAAUCCCUUGAUCGGACUGUCACAAGCCCUGGCAUCGACAUUUUGAUGUCCCCGGUUUCCAUUGGUGCCGUUACUGAGCGGUCCUCCGCAAAAUAAUUGGCGAUGCCUGUGUUUAUUCACCUUGCUGAAACCGUUCUUGCUCAGAAAAGAGACUUUAAUUUUCGAGAGCUUUAUUCAAUAAGUGUCCAUUUUUUAAUCUUUUUCUUUCCCCCUAUGACAUUUUUAAUGUUACGAUUUCACCAUCAUUCUGGCUUAAUUAGGAAAGAAGAACUUGGCUCCGUGGGCAACUGGCCUCCUCAGGUACUCUCCUGGGGGGCCCGAGCUGAUAGCUCCAUCCCCCAGCGCCAGGUUCCCGCUGAUCUUGGCGGCAACGAGGACAAAGAGGCCAGAUUUACUGAACAGAUUUAAAUUUUAUAGAGGAGGUUGGGACAUCACUAACAGGCAUUACUGGACGGUAUGAACAUAGACUCAUUCGUAGUCCAACUAUCAGUUUAUUCCAUGCAGCUUAGCAGAUCCAAUGAGUCAAUGGAAUUGUCUGUUGUUCCCAAAUAUUUGUUCACCAAGUUGAAUGUGCCAAUUCUUGCAAGAAGCAAAAGCUACUUAUCGCUAUGACCAACAGCAUUCUCAUCAUCCUCUUUGAGCGUAUCACAGUCUGUAGAAUAUAAUGACCGUAUUUCUCUGGAUUUGGCAUCUAUCAGUGGUGUUGUAUAACCUCUUUCUUUUCUUAAAUACAGAUGAGAUAUCUUAGGAUAAGAAAGUAUAAGUUUCCAGUCAUCUUAAAUGAAAUCUUUAUGGUAAUAUUGGGUUUAUCUUGCAAUUUUUUAUUAAAAUACUAUGGUAAAUUUUCGCAUGAAAGAUUAGACAUUAUCUCCUCUGGAGUUGGAUUCUGUUUUGCCUGGCGCUUGAAUGUGAUAUUCCUUAUUUGUUUUCCUGGUGCAGUCCAUCGGGUUUACAGGUGCUGCUGGAUUCAUUCUUUCAUUCAUGUGGUUCACUUUCUUUGGAGUUGUCUUACUGGCAAGUCGCUGCUCUAAAUGGGGCAUAAACAUGAAACAUAAGAAGUUGUCCUCUUAUGGUCGUCAGAUUUAUCUGAUGUUGCUUGUUAUAUUCACAUGUGCUGCAUUGUAAUGCUCUCAACUCGUUGGAAAUUUCUUUUAUUUGGUAGACAUUUUCUCAUGUCUGAAUGUCUGGUUCAAGUUGCUAUGAGUCAAUGACGUUUUGAUACCAGUGAGAUUAUUAGUGAGAUGACCUUUAUUUGUAUGAUGAAGAAUCAUACUUAUUAUUUAAUUUUGUGGAACGUUUGAGUUGAUGAAUGAGGUAACUUGUUAUGUCAAAUAAAAUUUUCUUCGGUGAAUAAAUUCAAGCAGAAAAUAUAUUAGAUCAGAUGAAGUUAAAAUAAAGGACUCCCAUUUAGCAGUCAUCAAACAAAAGAGUAAAAACAACAGGCCAUUUUAAUAUGUUUCAUCAAUUCUAUUUGCCCGUGAUACCUUCAAUUUUUAAAUGUUUGUAACUUCGAUCAAUCAUAGGUGAAACACUAUGCAAUUCAAUACUUUAAAAUGAUAUUUUAUAAAAUCAUGUUAUACAUAAUAUCUAUUCAUUAGACAUGCUGUUGGAUGAAAUGGCUUAUCCUUAGAUGUGUCAAAGACCAAUACAAUUUUUGGGACGAUGUUCUGUCUGACAUGUGCAAUGAUUUUUUUAAACACUUUCUAUCUAUUUUGGAUGAAAUCCCUGUAUAUUUUUUCUAAAAUUCUGCAAUGCCUUAUGUGAUAUUAGAUGGCUAGUUUAUUCCUUAGAUUCUUGUCUAAUAAUAUUGUAUUUCGUGGAUUUUUUCCCCGCACUCAUUUUCUAUUUUGGAUUGUACCAGAAUUGGAUGUAUUCUUCUUUCUGUUGGGCAGGAUGAAUUCCAUAAAGAGGUCUUGGAUACCUUGAAUUUUGUCGUAAACCAGUCAGAUUUUACAGUUCAGAUUCUUAGGAAUGUUACCGAGUUCCUGUUGCUUGCAAAAACUGUAAACGUGGACCAAGUUAUUCUUCCACAAGAUGUCCCUGGAAAACUUGACAAGCUGAUCGUAGAUUUAAACCGUGCAGCCUCUAUGCUAUCAGAGAAAACAACUGAAAAUUCUGGCAAAAUAAGACGUGUCUUUGGUGAUGUGUACGUAUUUACAAUCUUGGCUGUGAUUCUAGACACUUUUAUUGGUUAUCUUCUUUUCUAGUUGUGCUCCUAGAUUUAGUUUUUUGUUUUUAUGUUUGCAGGCGAUGCACGCUAAUUGCAGUGGCAGCAGUCAUGCUUGUGCUGGCCUCAGUUGGAUUUCGUGAGUACUUUCCACUUUCUUUAAAAGAAUUCCAUCUACUCCCCUCGUUUUCAUUUCCAUUUCUUGUUUCAUCGGCCAUGGUACAUCUGAUCCCUGUUUUCUUCUUCCUCUGCAGUGCUUUCGCUCUUCCAAAACCGGCAGGCUAUUUAUAUGUACGUUCACUCAAUUGAGGCUUUUAAGUACACGUCUUGCAAAAAAAAAAAAAAAAAAAAAGAAACCGCUUGCAUCACUCAUAGCUGCUAAGAAGCCUACAUAUUUAUGCUUGACUUCUUAUUUCAGAUUUGUCUUCAGCGGCUGGCUACUUGUGACGGUUACUUUAGUCCUGUGUGGAGUUUUUAUAAUCCUCAACAAGUAAGGCUCUAAAUUUUCUCAUAGUGGCAUCUUUUUCUUUCCCAACUAUCAUCUGAUACAUGAAUACUAUAUUUACUAUCGUUACUUUCUAAACGUAAAUUUACUGGGCCAUUGUCCUUGCUCGUGACUCUAACCCGUAUGCAUUGUGAAGUGAACCCUGCUUAGACUCUCCUCAUUGCAUCAGAAUGUUAUUUUACUAUUUUCUGUUUGGAUCAGUGCCAUCUCGGAUACGUGUGUGGCCAUGAAUGAGUGGGUGGAGAACCCUCAUGCUGAGACAGCUCUCAGUAGUAUCCUUCCGUGCGUUGAUGAGCGGACAUCAAACUCAACCCUGCAUCAAAGUAAACAAGUUGUCGUUCAGCUUGUAAAUGUCAUCAACACGGUGAUACACACAAUCGUGAACGCAGAUCCAUCUCAGUUGAACUCUUCUUCGUACUACAAUCAGUCUGGUCCACUGAUGCCUGCUCUUUGUUCCCCGUUCGAUUCCCAGCUGGAUGAUCAGCGGUGCCAGCCACCUGAAGUGUCCCUUGACAAUGCAUCCCUGGUGAGUGUUUCUUUUCUACUUUUAUUAUUUUUUGCGGGUAUACCAUGGUAAACUUUUCUGAACUGUGGCAAUGGUAUAGUUGAAGAAAUGGCAGUAAUCUCUGCAGGUUUCUCUCGGGUACAGUUUUCUUCUUUUCGCAAUAUUUCCGCAAGAUUCCUGCUGGUUUUUCUGUGUUAAAAACCCAUUAGAGUCUAUGUGCUGGGCGUUUCUCGGGGAAAAUGUUUGUCUUUUAUAUAGACGGACUAUAUAUACUCAUAGUUCAUUUCUAGGUAUCAUCCUUUAAGCUUGGCUCUAGUUUGCUUCCAACUCAUACGAGUCUAUGUGCUUUCCUUCGGAUAAACGCUCCGCUCUCGUCCUGUAGACAUGACCGCAAAACACUUACAGUUAAUCUAUUUUCUAUUAUCAUGUGAAACUCGGUCUUCGUCUGCAUUCAACGCAUGCGAGUCGAUGGGCUUCUCCUUGGAUCUAUGUUUCUAUCUCUUUAUGUAGUUUAUUUUUCUUAUAACAUCUCUCCAUACUCGGCGCGUUUUCUGAGUUCAACCCUUGAUAAUAGCCCGUGGGCCUUUUCCUUUUGCAAAUAAUUCUCUCUUCAUGUGGACCAACCAUAUAAUUUUCUCUUCUCUCUUUUCACUUCUCUCUUCUCGCUUUUUACUUCUCUCUUCUCUCUUCUCUCUCCUCUAUUCCCCUGCUCUGCGAUGGUUAAAUAACGACUUCCCAGUCUGUCGUCUCCUCUGUUGUCCCAGGUCUGGCAGAGCUACGCAUGUGAGGUCACCCCAUCGGGCUCCUGCGCCACCGUCGGCAGGAUCACCCCCGAUCUAUACCGGCAGCUAGUGGUGGCCGUCAAUGCGAGCUACGCCCUCGACCACUACACCCCCUUUCUGCUCAGCCUCCAAGACUGCAACUUCGUCCGCGAGACGUUCACUGCCAUCGGCUCCCUUCACUGCCCCCGCCUGAAGCGCAACCUGCCGGUGGUGGAGGCGGGGUUGGCCAUGACAUCGGCCGGGGCCAUGCUCUGCCUCGUGCUGUGGCUUCUUCAUCCAGACAGCCCCCGAAGGGAGGAAGCGUCUGUGAAGCCCGGCCCGGCGGUGCCCCUGUAG
This is a messenger RNA of Spirodela intermedia, 4457 nucleotides long. The record is from the annotation of a GenBank genome assembly. Lineage: Eukaryota; Viridiplantae; Streptophyta; Magnoliopsida; Alismatales; Araceae.